AUGGACGCCUUCAGCGAGCAAAAGGUGCUCUACCACACCGGCUCAUUGUCCGGUUAUCGGCCUCUGCAAAACCUCGGAAGCGACUAUCUCUCUGCGACACACUCGUUCCGCCAGCCACUCUGCGGCAACAAAGAAGGUUGGGGACCUCUGAGCCCCUUCCGAUACGACUUUACACCAUGCUUCAUUGAUGUUUGGAUUGCCUCUGUUUCAGCCUUUGGCCUGGUCUUUGGCCUGGGCGCUGUUUGGCUUCUCAAGAAGAAGCAGGAGGAAUAUACCAGCAGCAAGAACUUCCAUUUCUGGUUCAAACAGGUACUCCUUGCGCUUUUUGCCGCCGAUGUCAUCGUCCAGCUCGUCUUCCAAAUCCUCAGCUAUGGAGCCAUUGCGUAUGGCGACUUCCGAGUCUGGACCACCGCCCUCGAAUUUGUUUCUCUUGGUGUUGUAUUCGCAGUCCAAUGGCUAGAGCAUUCGCGAUUGAGGCAUGCCAAUGGCGUUGUUCUCUUCUACUGGCUCCUCCUGAUAAUCGCUUCUGCUGUCAAGUUGAGAUCGUUAAUCUCCCAGCAGCUCUACGCCAAGCACCUCAGCUAUUUCAUCACUUUCUGCGUCGGCGUCGGCCUUGCCAUUGCUGCGUUUGCUGUUGAGUGGCUCUGGCCCCGCGACAACGGAGUGACCGGUUACGAGGCCAUUGUCGACGAGGAUGAAUGCCCUGUCGAGUAUGCGACCGUUUUCUCCCGGCUCACUUUCGACUGGAUGACACCAAUGAUGAGAUAUGGAUACAAGGCUUUUUUGACCGAAAGUGACCUGUGGGGCUUGGCGAAGCCGGAUCAGACCAAGAAUACGGGUUUCGCAUUUGAUAGUGCGUGGGAGAAGGAAUUGGAGAAGAACCCAGAGAAGCCCUCUCUGACAAUGGUUCUGAUCCGUGCUUUCGGUGGUCCAUAUGCUGUUGCUGGUGUUUUCAAAAUCGGCAACGACAUCGCCCAAUACGCACAGCCUCAAUUUCUGCGCCUUCUUAUUUCAUUCAUUGGAUCUUACAAGACCGAGAAUCCCCAGCCAGUGAUCCAGGGUGUUGCUAUUUCUUUGGGCAUGUUUGCUUGCGCUCUCUUCCAGACAACCAUGGUGCAUCAAUACUUCCAACGCUCGUUUGAGACUGGUAUGCGAAUCAAGGGAGGCCUCGCUUCCGCCAUCUACAGGAAGUCUCUGAAGCUGUCAAACGAGGGUCGCGCCGCAAAGACCACUGGAGAUAUCGUCAAUUACAUGGCUGUUGAUGCUCAGCGUCUUCAAGAUGUGACGCAAUUCGCUCAGCAGCUUUGGUCUGCUCCAUUCCAAAUUGUCAUCUGCAUGGUCUCGCUAUACCAGCUCGUCGGCUGGUCAAUGAUGGCAGGAAUUGUUGUCAUGAUCUUCAUGAUGCCUAUUCAAGGCUUUGUCUCCAAGAUCAUGAAGACGAUGCAGCGGACCCAGAUGAAGAACAAGGAUGCCAGAAGUCGUUUGAUCAACGAGAUCAUCAACAAUAUGAAGAGCAUCAAACUCUACGCAUGGGGCGGCGCUUUCAUGAACAAGCUCAAUUACGUCAGAAAUGAGAAGGAGCUGAAGAAUCUACGCAAGAUCGCUGCUGCACAGGCUGUUGCCAACUUCACCUGGAACAGUGCUCCAUUCUUUGUCUCAUGCUCUACAUUUGCCGUUUUUGUCCUUACCCAAGACCGACCUAUGACGACAGAAAUCGUGUUCCCUGCACUGGCACUUUUCAAUCUCUUGACAUUCCCAUUGGCUGUGCUGCCCAUGGUUAUUACGGCUCUUGUUGAGGCAUCCGUGGCAGUGAGCCGCAUCCGCGACUUCCUCUGCGCCGAGGAAAUUCAGUCUGGCGCCGUCAACGUCAAGCCAGCCCCCCAGGAGCUUGGAGAGGAGACAGUCAUCAUCCGGGACGGUACUUUCUCCUGGAACCGCCACGAGGAGCGCCAGGCGCUCGAAGACAUCGAGUAUACUGCUUAUAAGGGAGAGCUUUCUUGCAUCGUUGGCCGAGUUGGUUCCGGAAAAUCGUCACUGUUGUCCAGUAUUCUUGGAGAUCUUUGGAAGGUUAGGGGAUCCGUCGACGUUUGUGGAACUGUUGCAUUUGCUUCUCAGCAGACUUGGAUUUUGAACGCUACUGUGAAGGAAAAUAUCGUUUUUGGAUACCGAUAUGACCCUGACUUCUACGAGCAGACCGUCAAGGCUUGUGCUCUCAUCGACGACUUUGCGCAGCUUCCUGAUGGCGACGAGACCGUUGUUGGAGAAAGGGGUAUUUCCCUGAGCGGUGGUCAGAAGGCCCGUGUUUCUCUGGCCCGUGCUGUUUACGCCAGGGCAGACAUUUAUCUUCUGGAUGAUGUUCUCUCCGCCGUCGACUCACACGUUGGUAAGCACAUCAUGCAGAAUGUACUGGGACCUCGUGGUCUUCUUUCCACCAAGACUCGUAUCCUUGCCACCAAUUCUAUCAGCGUCUUGAAGCAGGCAAGCUACAUUACUCUGUUGAAAGACGGACGGAUCAUUGAGAAAGGAACCUACAAGCAGCUUAUUGCUAUGAAGGGCGACGUUUCUGAGAUGCUGAGGACUGCCGGCCAUGAGUCCGGUAGCGCAUCUGGCAGUCCCAGCGGCUCGGCCAGCGAGACAUCUACUGUUAUCGAGGCAUCUGAUUCUACCCAGACAAAGGAGGAGCUUGAGGAAAGCCAGGAGCGAGUUCCUGAGCUGGCGCCCCUUAAGAUAAUCGCAUCUGCUUCGGCCAAACCCCGAGCCAGUAGUAUGGCCACCUUGCGCCGUGCCAGCACAGCUUCAUUCCGUGGCCCUAGAGGUAAGCUGACGGACGAGGAGCUGGCUGGUAGUAGGACAAAGCAGACCAAGGAAUUCGUCGAGCAAGGUAAAGUCAAGUGGUAUGUCUAUGCCGAGUAUGCGAAAAAGAACAACCUCUAUGCAGUGGCUGUAUUCAUCUUUUCUCUGCUUGCUUCUCAGACCGCAAACAUUGGUGGCUCUGUUUGGCUUAAAGAAUGGGCGGAUAAGAACGCCUCUAGAGGCACAAAUGAAAAUGUCGGAUGGUUUAUUGGCAUCUACUUUGUCUUCGGCAUUGGGUCAUCCCUUUUGACAGUCAUCCAAACCCUCAUUCUUUGGAUCUUCUGCUCCAUCGAGGCCUCACGAAAGCUGCACGAGGAGAUGGCAAACGCCAUUUUCCGAUCCCCGAUGUCCUUCUUUGAUACAACACCAACUGGUCGGAUCCUCAACCGUUUUUCAAGCGACAUUUACAAGAUCGAUGAGGUAUUGGCCCGAACCUUCCAGCAGUUGUUUGUAAAUGCUGCCAAGUCUGGUUUCACACUGGUGGUGAUCUCUGUGGCGACACCCGCCUUCGCUGCCUUUAUCAUCCCACUUGGCUUCGCGUACUACGGAAUCCAACGUUAUUAUCUUCGUACGUCGCGAGAGCUUAAGCGCUUGGACAGCGUGAGCCGAAGCCCAGUCUACGCUCAUUUCCAGGAGUCUCUUGGGGGUGUCUCUACAAUCAGGGCAUACCGCCAGCAGGACCGCUUCCAGCUUGAGAAUGAGUGGCGUGUCGAUGCCAAUCUCCGAGCGUACUUCCCUUCGAUCAGUGCGAACCGUUGGCUCGCUAUCCGUCUCGAAUUCAUUGGUGCUGUCAUCAUUCUUGCCGCCGCCGGGCUCUCUGUCACUGCUGUUGCAACUCAUGUCCCCAUUGAGCCUGGUAUUGUGGGUUUGGCAAUGUCCUAUGCCCUCCAGAUCACGACUGCUCUCAACUGGAUCGUCCGCCAGACUGUUGAGGUGGAGACAAACAUCGUGGCCGUUGAGCGAGUUCUUGAGUAUUCAGCAUUAACCCCCGAGGCGCCCGAGAUCAUUCCCGACAGGCGGCCUCCCGUAGCCUGGCCUGCCAGGGGCGACCUGGAUUUUGUCAACUACAGUACUCGCUACCGCGAGGGCCUGGACCUCGUCCUGAAGAACAUCAAUCUCGAUAUCAAGUCACAUGAGAAGAUUGGAGUUGUUGGCCGCACGGGAGCUGGAAAAUCUUCCCUGACCCUGGCCCUCUUCAGACUUAUUGAGCCCGCAACUGGCCAGAUUGAUAUUGACAACCUCAACACCUCUGAUAUUGGCCUCUUCGAUCUACGUCGACGACUUGCCAUCAUCCCACAGGAUGCUGCCCUGUUUGAGGGUACCGUCCGCGACAACCUGGACCCUACCCACGCCCACGAUGACACAGAGCUCUGGAGCGUUCUAGAACACGCUAGACUAAAAGACCAUGUGGUCAGCAUGGACGGCGGCCUCGAGGCCAAGAUUAACGAAGGAGGCUCGAACCUGUCCCAAGGCCAGCGCCAGCUCGUCAACCUUGCUCGCGCGAUGCUCACGCCGUCCAACAUCCUCGUCCUGGACGAGGCGACGGCCGCCGUCGACGUCCAGACCGACGCCAUGGUGCAGCGCACGCUGCGCUCGCCCCUCUUCGCCAAACGCACCAUCAUCACCGUCGCCCACCGUCUCAACACUAUCCUCGAUAGCGAUCGCGUCGUCGUGCUCGACAGGGGGGAGGUCGCCGAGUUCGAUACCCCCUCGGCCCUCUACAAGAAGCAGGGGCUCUUCUUUAAUCUAAUGAGGGAGGCUGGUCUGGAGUUGGAGUAG
Messenger RNA from Clonostachys solani, 4632 nucleotides. The record is from the annotation of a GenBank genome assembly. NCBI's taxonomy places the organism in Eukaryota, Fungi, Ascomycota, Sordariomycetes, Hypocreales, Bionectriaceae.